This is a messenger RNA of Fonsecaea erecta, 399 nucleotides long. RefSeq lists its product as hypothetical. Bases 1 to 399 code for a protein of 132 amino acids. The record is from RefSeq and is a predicted model, not a curated record. NCBI's taxonomy places the organism in Eukaryota, Fungi, Ascomycota, Eurotiomycetes, Chaetothyriales, Herpotrichiellaceae. The transcript has 2 exons.
AUGGCGCCAAUAAACAGAGAAGAACGUCGACGGAUCCCACUGACGGCAUUCGCCUUGGUCACUGUCCCGGAUGACCCAAUGCUGUCUGUGUAUCUGAGAGAGAUGGAAGCGAUUGAUAUCAGUAUGGAGCAGAGAAUGUGCGGCGCAACCCUCGAGGCACGCUCAAGCUCUUGCGCCAUGGCCAAUGGCCCGUCCCCACCGCGCCAUGUUGACAAUCCCUCAAUGAACAAAGACAACCUCACGGGCAAAGUUCAAGCUUCCGGGAUUGAGCUCGAGCUCGAUAAAUUCAUGGCCUCUCUGACGGCAACAGUGUCGCCGGAUGCCGUCAUCAAGACCAUCGCUUCGACCAAGGGUAUGCAUAUUCACCGGAGGAGCGAAACAGACCAUCGCAAGAUUUGA